This is a messenger RNA of Hippocampus comes (tiger tail seahorse), 1413 nucleotides long. RefSeq names its product kinesin family member 16Bb (gene kif16bb). Gene Ontology annotation, molecular function: microtubule motor activity; ATP binding; microtubule binding. The annotation marks the transcript as partial. Gene Ontology annotation, biological process: microtubule-based movement. The record is from RefSeq and is a predicted model, not a curated record. The transcript has 11 exons. Lineage: Eukaryota; Metazoa; Chordata; Actinopteri; Syngnathiformes; Syngnathidae.
UGCAGAGUAAUUGGCACUUUUGAAAUUCUUCAGCCAUCAUCGGUUCGAGGGGACGAUAAGAACACAAAGAUAUUUACUUAUGACUUCUCAUAUGACUCAACUGACAGAAGUCCCUCGUUUGCAUCCCAGGAGAAGGUUUUCAAUGAUCUGGGCGAUGAUGUCUUAAAAGCCGCAUUUGAAGGUUUCAAUGCCUGCGUGUUUGCCUCCGGUCAAACUGGAUCAGGCAAAUCUUACACCAUGAUGGGUCAUGCAGAACAAAACAGUUUAAUCCCAUGGAUCUGUGAAGGCCUGUUCUCCAAAACAUCAGAGAAAAGCACGAGCAAUAUGGUGUCAUUUCGUACAGAGGUCAGCUUUAUGGAAAUCUACAAUGAACGUGUGUAUGACCUGCUUAAAAAGAAGACUGUAGUUAUGGAGAGUGGAGGCUUAAGAGUGAGAGAGCACCCGAGAGAUGGACCAUAUGUUGAGAAUCUGUCCAAGCAUUUGGUACAUGACUACAGCAACAUGGAAGAGUUGAUAACUGCUGGGAACGCCAACCGUAUCACUGCCAGAACAAGGAUAAAUGACUCCAGUAGCCGUUCGCAUGCCAUCUUCACCAUCUGCUUCACUCAGAAAUGGUUUGAUGCAGAGUUGCCACACGAGAUGCUGAGUAAGAUCCACCUGGUGGACCUGGCUGGCAGUGAGAGGGCAGACACCACACAGACUUCAGGCAUCAGACUAAAGGAGGGCGCCAACAUCAACAAAUCCCUCGUCACCCUGGGCAAUGUGAUGUCAGCUCUGGCCGAGCUCAGCGUAGGACACCCGACAACAAAAAAGAUGACCUUCAUCGCUGACAGAGACUCGGGUCUUACAUGGCUGCUUAAAGACAGUCUUGGUGGAAAUUCAAAAACGACUAUGAUUGCAACCAUUUCUCAAGCUAAUGUGAACUAUGGAGAGACUCUGAGCACGUUGCGCUAUGCCAACCGCGCUCGAAACAUUAUAAACAACCCCACAGUGAAUGAAGACAGGAGUGUGAAAUUGAUCAGGGAUCUCCAGGCAGAGGUUACCAGGUUGAAAAGGCUACUAGAAACCAAACAGGUUUCUCAUCGAGAGCUGUCUUCCUCACUGAAGGUAGAAGAGGAGUUGCAUCAAAAUGAAGAGAAGGUUUAUAGUCGAACCAAAGAACUGGCCUGCAAAUGGGAGGAGACUCACGGUAUUCUGCAGGAGGAGGCAGUGGCUCUGAAGAAGGAAGGAAAUGCACUGGUUUUGGACUGCCAGUUCCCCCAUCUGAUCGGCAUUGAUGAAGACUUGCUCAACAGUGGCGUCGUCCUAUAUUAUUUGAAAGUAAAUGGAGCGUUUCAUCUUCACCUGACUGGCAUUCAUUCUCUGUUUUCUGUUAAUUAAUCACCAGCCAAAGCCGACUGCUCACACACCUUA